Messenger RNA from Erigeron canadensis, 1754 nucleotides. Its product is annotated as chitinase CLP-like. Gene Ontology annotation, biological process: proteolysis. The transcript has a single exon. Bases 1 to 1263 code for a protein of 420 amino acids. Gene Ontology annotation, molecular function: aspartic-type endopeptidase activity. The record is from RefSeq and is a predicted model, not a curated record. NCBI's taxonomy places the organism in Eukaryota, Viridiplantae, Streptophyta, Magnoliopsida, Asterales, Asteraceae.
AUGCAUCUAGUAAUCAAGGUAUUUUUCUUUCUCGCGGUAUGUACAUCUCAUAGUGUCAUGUCCCAACAAACUGAUUUCAAUACUUCAGUGAUACCAAUUUUUAAGGAUGCCAAUACAUCUCUUCACAAAAUCCCUAUGUCAUUUAUGAUACCAGUAUGGGAGGAAGAAAGGUACUACCUCCUUGACCUCGACGCUCCAUUCACAUGGAACGAUUGUAGUAUUCGUCGCAAUCCUAUGUUUCCUUGUGAAAUAGACGAUGAAUGCUACUCUCCCUUACAAUGUAACAACAUUUUGUGUAAAGAAGCAAAAUCUUACCUAAAUCCUACAUGCCCUUCUCUUAAUAUCACAAUCAAAUAUGGUUGUGGUAUAUGUGCAGUUACCCCUUUCAACCCCAUCUCAAAAACUUGCAAAUUAUCACAGCUAACCACUGUUUUGGUUCACAUGUACAUUACCGAUGGCCUAAACCCUAGUAUGGUUCCAAGAAACUUUUUUGGAGCCCCGUUUGUAUUGUCGUGUGCACCUUCCUCCUUGUUGAGGUCCUUCCCUAAAAAUGUUAGAGGGGUCGCAUCCUUUUCAUGGUCUUCUUUGGGUUUUCCUCGUCAAGUUGAUAAUCCUAAUCAAGCUGCUAAAUUCGCACUUUGUCUAGCCAGCUCCUCAUCAUCUCCUGGGGUUACAUUUUUAGGCGACGGACCUUUUCAUUUUACAUCUUUACCAAAUAUGGAUCUUAAAAGAACUCUCUCUUAUACGCCCAUGGUUAGAAAGAAUUCCAAGUCCCUUGGAUAUUAUAUCAAAAUAAACCGAAUCUCAAUCAAAGGAACGCCGAUUAUAACAGAAAGUAUUUCAGUGAAGCUUAGCACGGUCAUGCCUUAUACCAUACUAAGAAGUGACAUUUAUAAAUCUCUUACUACUAGUUUUUUAAAGGCUGCUAAAAACAUUCCUAGUGUAAUUGCUGUUAAACCUUUUAGUGUAUGUUUAAAAGCUACCGCAGUUAGAUCUGCCCCAAGUAUUGAUCUUAAAACUGAAACUGGCAAAAUAUGGACAUUAUCUAGAGACAACUUGAUGAAGGAUUCUGGGAAUGGCGCCUCAUGUCUUGCAUUCGUCGAUGGUGGUUCUAGUGUCAAAGAUGCAGUUGUUAUUGGGACGUUUCAGAUGGAAAAUAAUUUCUUGUUUUUCGAUUUGGUGAACCAAAAGUUGGGGUUCAGCUCUUCCCUCAUACCCCGAGGAACUUCUUGCAGCGGCUUCAACUUCACCAAAACACCUUAAAGACAUGAUUCAUGUUGCUGAGCUAUACAUAUACUACAUUUCGAAUUAUGUAUAGAUGGUUGUAUCACUUAUAACUUGUAAGGACUUUGUUUCUGGAAUAAAAAACCACAGAUCUUGUUAUGACCGCUUUGAUAUAGUAAAAGGCGUAUAAAUUACAGCAGUGGGGGUCAGGAUCGGGGUUGGUCGAGAGGAACCCAAGCCCGAAGAGUUACAUAUGGUCAUUCACAAGGUACAACUUCUCAAAGGGGUAAUGACUAUUAUAGCCCUAUUGUGGUCAAUUAUGACGAAACAGAACAAUUCAGAACGACAGCCUAAUAGACCUCGGCCUAAUGCAACUCGUUCGUCUCCAAAAUGGACGUUUUAGCCUUGCUUUGAGGUAAACUGUAUCAUCUGAUAUGUUCUAUCUCAAUGUUUGGUAUGAUGAGAAUUUUUUAAAAUUUGUAACUAUAUUGACAGGGCCUAAAUGUGCAGUUUAGAGCAAAAUCACUAAG